This is a messenger RNA of Solenopsis invicta (red fire ant), 4258 nucleotides long. Its product is annotated as putative leucine-rich repeat-containing protein DDB_G0290503. The transcript has 12 exons. NCBI's taxonomy places the organism in Eukaryota, Metazoa, Arthropoda, Insecta, Hymenoptera, Formicidae. The record is from RefSeq and is a predicted model, not a curated record. The coding region runs from base 1703 to 4054 and encodes 783 amino acids.
GUAGCUUUAUUAUUUAAUUUGUUAACUAGUUCCUAUUUCGCAUUUAACAUGUAAUUACAUGACUGACAGUGAUGCGAGAUUACCAAGAGAUUUUGAAAAUAAAUUUAAGAGAAGAUUUCAUGUAAUUUAGAAAUUUAUUAUAUAUUUGUUGUUAGUUUUAUUGAUGUGACGGUAAUAAUGAAAAAAAAAAGAAUUAAAAUAAGUAUGCAACCUCCCCCUACGCGCACACGCAUUAAAUAUUCUUUUUGUUACAGAAAUGCCACUAUAUUAUAAAAAUCUAAUAAUUAUUUCUAGCUAUAAGACGCAAUGUUAAAUUCUCGAGAACCGACUCUUUAUAAGUAUAAGGAGGCAAUACAUAAACUAACAACCAAGCAAAGUAAAAAAUUAAAAUGUGAAAACAUCUCUUUUUACUCGCUCUUUAAUUACCGGUACCCCUUUGGUAGUCGCAAAAAUUUGAUCAGAGUUGGCGAUCUAAUAGUACCUUGUCGGUGUCAAUAUGUAAGAUCUACGCAGGAUUAAUUUGUGAUUUUUUAUAAUUAGAAGAGAUUUUUAUGGCAUCGUUUGUUAGUAUUUCACCUCCCAGCUAUCUCAAACGCAUUCUUUUUUCUCUUUUCAGUAAAUUAUAAAUUAUCUUUUGCUUUACCCAAUAAACUUAUAAAAUGAUUAGUAGAACUUUUUAGCUAACAAAAAAUUAGAAUUAGCUAACAAAGAAUUAAGAAAGAAUUGCGUUAAUAUUUACUGAGUUAUUUAAAAAAAAAGUAGUAUUCCAUCACCCUCUUUAUUUCUUUAUAUUUUUCGUAGUUUCUGAUUAGUUGAACAUUUCUAUCACUAGUCUUAUUACUAUGCCCUUGCAUUGUGCAAGGACCUCAAUAUUAGAAGCCUUCAUAUAGCACUUUCGAAUGCAGUGGAUUUUGACCCAAUCCGAGUGAGGUUAAUGACGUCACAUGGUCUAUUUUAGUUCUGACUGGAUAAUUCCAGCAUAUGGUGUAUUAACUUGACUCGAGUUAGGUCUCACUUUAAAACUCAGUGCACUCGAAAGCCAUUAUAUCAUUGAACAACAUAUUUCGCGCCAGGUUGAUAUAAACCAUGUGAACGACGAUAUUGGACACAAUAGUUGAAUAAGCGUCCUCUAUUAUUGGCGUAUUCUUCCAGGUCAUCCAAUCAAACCUUUAGAUUUAGAAGAAUAUACCAAUAACAACCAGCGCUUACUCAACUGUUGAGUCUGCUAAAUACGUCCAUUAACAGCGAGCGAUUAGAACUGUUGAGUCCGCUGUGAAUGUGUGCUCAUUUUGAUAUCAUUUUAUCGAAGCGUUUGUCUAUAUUUGUCUGUCGUGAAUAGAAGCAUAGAGGUAUCACAAGUCAUAAGUGUUUGGCUGGUCACGUACGAAAGAAGAAAAUCUUUAACGAGAUUUGUAUGUACGAGAGAGAUUAAAUUACUAGGUACGUUUUUUCUUCUUUGGCGAGGAGAGGAAGACACGUUUAUUCUAAUUAAAAAAAACGCCGAGUAUAAUAAUAAAAGAGAGUAUAAUAAUAAAAGAUUGUAUUUUGUCACGAAGUAAUCUUUUCAUUGGGAGAAAAAAUAGAUAAUAGAAUCGUUACGAUGAAAUUUUCAGGUUAAAAAAAUCUGUGUGACUGGCUUCAGUCUUUAUUCAUUGUCUCUAUGCAGAUCAUUAAAUCAAAGAAUUAAAUAACAUCCCAAAACAUGUCGAGACAAGAAAUCGAGAUGAUUAACACACAGGCAAAACUCUACAGGAAAAAAUAUAAAGAAUGGAAGAACAACAGCAAUUAUUUGACCAAGUUGCUAUCAAAAGAAAAACAAAACAAUCAGGCAUUACUCAAACAAAACAUGGAGCUAAUGGAACAAAAUCAAUACUUAAAACUAGUAUGCAACAAACGAAAUAUUGUAAUUUCUAGUGUACUGAAUAACGCAAAAAAAGUACAGAAAAUGUUAGGCACAAUAACUGGAUAUGUAACAAAUAUUUCCAUGUGCCAAAAGGAGCUUAAUGCUUCCAAUGCUGUGAACCUGUCAUCUACUUCAAUCGAGAAUAAAUCGCCCAACAGAAUAUCGACAAAAUUACCAGCCAAAAAUGUAGUGAAACCUAUGGUGAAUGAGCACACUAAACCUAUGAUUAAUUUAACUCAGGUUAACAUAGAAAAUAUUAAUAAUGUAUCAAAACCAUCAAAACUGAGUGAUAUAAAACAAGAAAUAACUACACCUACUAGAAGUCCAAAAAUUAACGAGACUAGAUCACCAAUUACUUCCUUAUUCUCUACACCUCUAAAUAAUGAAAAUGAUGAUACACUUACAGUGAUGAACAAACAAACAUUAAAAAGAAAAGGGGAAAAUACUCAUCAAAAACAAUUGUCAGUAUCUGACAAUGCUGAAACUCCAUCAAGUGCGAAGCAUGUCAAAGUGGUACAAUACAACAAGAUAAUUAAUGUCGCAAAGGAGGAGAGUGAUAAUAACGUACCUCAUGAUCUGUCAGACAAAAUAAAGGUGAAAUCGCAGUCUGAUAACAAGGAGAAUAAAACGCACGCAGACGCAUCGAAAAAAGAUAACGUAGAUAUAAAUAAUAAAGUCUCUAAUAAAGAUUUUAGUUGGAAUGCAAGUAUGACGAAAAAAUCGAAGCUGUUGCAAAAUAAUACCCAAAAGGAGGAAAAAGGUUCACAGGAAGACCCAAAGUCGCUGCUCAACAAUAUCGUGCCAUCGCAGGAUGAGCUAGAAAAACUCGACUCUAACGUUAUGAAAAGCAACAAAGAGAUAUCGAAAGCUACAGAUACUCUAUCGUCGGAGAAAGACGCAGCAUCCAUUGCGGAUGGUUACGAAUCUAAUUCUUAUCACAAAGCGGAGAUUAGUAUUGGCGAUCAACUUCCGGCAGCGACUGCAUCCAAUUAUAAAAGAAGUUUAGAUGGCGAAGAUGUCGCUGUUAAGAAAAAAAAUGAAAAAAAUCGUACUCAGAGUCUGCCAGCAACAUUGAUAACUUCAUCACCCCAAGAUAACGCGACGGACAAACAAGAAUUAAAAAGAAAGAGGAUACGCUGCUUUUCAAGACGGUUGUCAUUAUCUUUAUUGCCAUUGCGAAAGAGACUGCGUGAAACUUCGUCAAGUGUAGAACAUAUUGAAGUAAUUGACAUUGAAAAUGAUGAUGACACACCUCACGAGCUAUCAGAGAGAAUAAAUGCGGAAUCGCAGUCUGUUAAUGAAGAGAAUAAAAUGCACGCAGAAAGGGAGGAAAAAGGUCCACAGGAAGGCCCAAAGCUGUUCAACAAAACUACGCCAUCACAGGAAUAUACUGAAGAAAGCCCAAAGUCGUUCAACAAGACUAUGCCAUCACAGAAUAAUGAGCCAGAGAAACUAGAAUCUAACGUUAUCAAAGGUAACAAAGAAAUAUCGAAAGCUACUGAUAUGCCACUGUCAAAACAAAAUGCGGCGCCCAUUGCCGAUGGUUCUGGUUCUGACUCUAACUCUUCUUGUCACAAAGCGGACAUUAAUAUUGGCAAGCUACUUUCGAUAGCGAUCGCGGCCAAUCGUGAAAGGAGUUCAAAUAGCGAAGAUUCCGUUAUUCAAAUCGAAAGUGACACCGAGUUAAUGAUACCGAAGGAUACGAACAUUAAUGUGCCGAAUCAAAGCUCGAACGAAUCUGACUACUGUAAUACCAUGGUAAAACUGCCGUUAAAUUUAUUUAAUGAGUUCAAGAGAACGUCGAUACCGUAUAAGGCAAAGCAUUCUAGUGAAAGCGUUAAGGAAUUGAAUACGAAAGUGCAAGUGAGUUUCGCGGGAAAUUCUUCGACAAUUAGUGCAGUCGAACCGAGAAAUACUCAAGAAAACAAUCGAGACUUAAGCGUGGUGAAAGUUGAAUCGAAGGAGCUUGAUGAGUCACAUGUUAAGCCAAGAACGUCAUCCAACGAUACUUCUACUAAUAAUCUCACUUUUAUUAAGGAUGGAGAGGAUGAAGAAAAGAUAAUAAGUAGGAGAUUGACAGUAAAACAAAGUAAGAAUCAUAAGUAUAAAUACACACACGCACGCUCCCGGACACUCAAACACAUUGUUUAAAUAUUAUUCUUUUUGUUAUAGUAAAGCAGUUAUUGUAAGAAGCUACUAAGUGCUUCUAGCUAAGUGCUUCACAUCAUAUUCUCUAAAACCGUUUGUUCAUGUAAGCAUAAGAAUACAAUACAUACACUAAUACUCUAAUAUGCCUAAUUAAUUAAACUUUCUUUAUACAUGUAAUCCAAUAAAAUUUUAAGUGUCAUGAAAGGU